GGGAGGCUCUUAUGUUUACAUCAAUGCGUGCACUGCAAGAGCGGUUGUGAACUGUGUAUUCUAGCGUCAUUUAAAAGUUUCGCUUUCAUUUCUUUGGAAAUCUUCAACUGCAACUUUGCAAAUCGAAACAUUAAAGAGAUACAACAGGGAAACGACGUUACCGGGGGAUCCAGGACCAGAGCUUUGCACGCACCCAGUGUUUUUAGCAAACCAGCUAAGUUAGCAUUACAUUAGCUUGCUUAGCAUAGGCGUCAUGGACGAGCUAGCGGUUGAAGUCAGGGGGACGAGUGGGGCUUUUUACAAGGCCUAUUUGAAGGAUGUUCUUGAAAGUGCUGUCACUGUCUCCUUUGAAAACAAUUGGCAGCCAGAGCGUCAAAUUCCCUUCCAUGAUGUUCGAUUUCCUCCACCCACAGGUUUUCAGAAAGAGAUAAACGAGAGUGAUGAAGUUGAGGUAUGUGCUGUUUAUUCUAGGGCCAAUGACAAAGAACCAUGUGGGUGGUGGCUGGCGACAGUUCGGAUGGUGAAGGGUGAGUUUUAUGUCAUAGAGUAUACCGCUUGUGAUGCCACGCUAAAUGAAAUAGUCACAUUAGAGAGGUUACGACCUGUGAAUCCAAACAAGCCAGCUACAAAAAACUCCUUCCUGAAAAUUCAUCUGGAUGUCCCAGAGGACUUGCGGCAAAUGUGUUUAAAAGACUCGCAUAAAGAUUUUAAGAAGGCGUUGGGAGCAUUCAAUGUCACUUAUGACUCAGACAAAAAGCAGCUUGUUAUUCUGUCCGUGAAUGAGGUUACAACCAAAAGGGUGCAGAUGCUGAGCGACAUGCAUUUCCGGAGCCUGCGCACCAAGCUGUCCCUAAUGCAGAGGAACGAGGAGGCUAGCCGCCAACUGGAAAGCUCUCGGCAGCUGGCGUCCAGGUUCCAUGAACAGUUUGUGGUCCGGGAUGAUCUGAUGGGGCUGGCCAUUGGGACCCACGGUGCCAACAUCCAGCAGGCCAGGAAAGUACCUGGGGUCACCACUAUAGACCUGGAUGAAGAGACCUGCACCUUCCACAUCUAUGGAGAGGACCAAGAGGCUGUCCGCAAGGCUAGGAGCUUCUUGGAGUUUUCUGAAGAUGUCAUCAAAGUACCAAGGAAUUUAGUGGGGAAAGUCAUUGGGAAAAAUGGGAAGCUGAUCCAGGAAGUGGUGGAUAAAUCUGGUGUUGUUAGAGUUCGGAUUGAGGCAGAGAACAACAAGAAGCCACCUCCAUUGGAUGAGGGCAUGGUGCCGUUUGUCUUUGUGGGGACAAAGGAGAGCAUCUCCAAUGCUAAAGUACUGUUGGACUAUCAUCUCAACUAUCUGAAGGAAGUGGACCAGCUCCGUAUGGAGCGACUGCAGAUAGACGAGCAGCUGAGGCAGAUUGGGGGAGGGGGCCCCAGGGGGGGCCCAGGGACUGGACGGCCUGACAACAAGACCUUCAUCGUAGACAACGGCAGCCUGGGGAUGAUGGGCAUGGGCUCCCAGAGAGGAGGGAAGCCAUUCGGCAGGGGAGGAGGCCGUGGCCGACGCGGUGGUCCCUCUUUAGCCUCAGGCACCAACUCUGAGGCUUCCAAUGCCUCUGAGACUGAGUCGGACCACAAGGACGAGCUGAGUGACUGGUCUCUGGCCCCCACUGAGGAGCUGACUGGGGGCUUCCCCAAACGACCCGAUACACGCAAGAGAGGAGGGCCUCGUGGACGGGGAGGGAGAGGAAGAGGGGGAGGCUUCAAAGUAGCUGAAGACAUCCAGUGGACUGAGUCACGCUCACGGAAUACCAGAGACCCUAAGCUGAGGCCUCUGGAAGAUUCUUUGCAGAUCAGAGUGGACGGUAACAAUGAGAGGAGUGUUCAUGCUGCAGCCAGAGGCCCUGCAGGCGAUGGACCCGGCCCUGGAGCCAACCGACAGAGACCCAUAAAAGAGCGACCUAUCAAGAAGGAUAACCAGGAAAGCCCUGGUGGUGAAGCCACCGCCAUAAGCCUGGCGAUGGUGAAUGGGGUGUCGUAGAUGGGGCCAACUGAAGGCACCCUCAUCUCUCUCACCACACCAUCAAUCCAGAAGCUUCUUCAUUAGAGACACGUUAGGCCAAAGAGGAGCAGGUCAGGGCUAAAAUGAAGCACACUUUGGACAAACCAACUCCAGCGGCAGGUGGAUGAGGUGUUGGGUGGGUUACUGUGUACAGGGAAGGAGCCAUCUAGGGUUUAACAGGAGAAGGCAAACGGCGACUGCAGUCUUUUUCUAAUUGACAUUGUUGACAACUACCUAUCAGAUGAUUUAAAAGCUGUGGAAAGAAAAAUGUGUUUAAAACAAAGAGGGGCCAACCUGAUGAAUCUAUUUCUUAAAGGAUAUGGUUUUCUAUCGCUUGUUCAUGUACUAGCCUUUUCUCCGGAUAGAGGGUUGGAUUGUUUGGUCCUUCCUGCCUUCUCUCUCUCAUGGCAUGUUUUAUGGAGCCCUGUGUCACAGUGGAAUAUAGAACUCAUUAUCAUGUGAGGUCACAGCUGCAUCAUUAGCGAAAAAAACCAUAACAUAAAAAGAACCCCCCUCCUGUCUGAUCUGUGCCUUUAUCUCCUGUGGAUAGUAUCACAAAUAGAAAUUGAAAUCAGGGAAGAAGACGACAUUGGGAAAAUGGUAAUGGAUUUUACUUGUGUGUAGUGAACACACAGCUCACCAUCUAAAAAAUGAGAACUGUCUUUUAAAACCUUGCAAUGCAUGUUCAUUAUCAUAGGUUUCCACAUCGGGGAAGUCAGCAAUCUGAGUUGUCACUUUGUUUCUGUUUCCUUGUGCUGAAUAUUGCUUGAAUAGGGAUGAUGAUGAUUGACUUUUUCUAGCCAGUGAUAUAGUAUUUCUUUUUUGGAAAAAGGGGAACGACAAUGAACUCAAUAUCGAUCUUACCACGGGCACAAUGUGGAUUUUGAUUCAAGGUCUCCGAUUAUUUUGUCAUUUCACACCAUGGCUACAUAUAAUGGAGACUACUAGUGUCAUAUUGUCUAGACACUGAACAGUAUCUUAUGACAGAAUCACAUAUGGACCUUUUAACAUGAACAAUGUCAAACUGGGGAGAGAUAUUGAGAACAUGGUCCUUUCACCAUGCAUUGACCAACAAUCACUUUCCUGUUGGUUUUUUAUUUCAGAGUGUCAAUGAAAAGAGUGGCACACCUCUCUCCAACCCUAACAUGUUGUUCAUAUGAUAUUGACAAUUGGUCAUUAGAUUGUAAAUUAUAAAGUGGGUUGCAUACUGUAUAUCUAAUUUGUUAAAAUAUUUUUUUGCUAUUGUUUUGAACUUCAAAUGUGCACUUAAUCAUUUUAUUUUAUCUGCAACUACUAAAUAAUAUGAACUAUAAUAAACUAUGUGAUAAGAUUUCUUCGACAGGUGAAUCACAUGAAUGCUGUCAACAAUAUUACCAAGUUUAGAUACCCUAUAGCUAACGGAGUCUCCUGUACCUUCACCGUACAGAGGAUGACGUUUAGUCCCAUGUUAGAACCGUUUGUCUCAUAUCGGAUCAGUGCUUGUGCAUUAACCUUAGUUUACAGGUGAUUCUUUAAAAGAAACUACUGUGAGGAUAUAGCUAGUGUCUUGUUUUAAUUUAUUUUGGGGUUUUCUUGUUUACUCUCUAAAUUGCAAUGUUGAAUGGUGUACAGGUAAUGGGCAUCUGUCAGCCUCUGUCUCGCUGUAAUUUUGCUCAUGUCCAAUUAACAAAAUAGUAUUUCAGCAGGCUAACAGUCACUGCUCUCCCAGCGUUAACAGUCAACAACUGAACUGGCCCAGUCCGACUAUGAUGAUGAAAUUAAAUAGACAUUAAUUGAAUAUUUUGUACUAAUAGCAGCAAAAAAGUAAAUGAAAUGGUGGGUUUAGUCCAGCUAAGGGGUUCAGACUUGAAGAAGAGAAGUUUGAUGAGGUUAUGAACUGCCUGAGCAAUGUGGGCCAUUGUCUCUUCAGAAUGGCACCAACCAUCUGGGACUAUAUCUAACCCUGCCAGGGAAAUAAAUUGUUUACUCAACCAUCUGGGACUUUAUCUAACCCUGCCAGGGGCAUAAAUUGUUUACUCAGCCAUCUGGGACUUUAUCUAACCCUGCCAGGGGCAUAAAUUGUUUACUCAACCAUCUGGGACUUUAUCUAACCCUGCCAGGGGCAUAAAUUGUUUACUCAACCAUCUGGGACUUUAUCUAACCCUACUAGGGGCAUAAAUGGUUUCCUCCUGGUAUUUUAAUGAUCUAAUACAGACCGUAAGAUGCUGCAGUUCAGUCUACUCUUGUCAAGGACAAGCAAUAUCUCCGUGUUGCCAAACAAGACUGUUUUCUAGUUCUUUAUUUUGGGAAUUUAUAAGAUUCAAGAAAAAGACAAAUGUAAAACAUUUCUUCUUGCACACAUUGUUGGCAGUUUUGGUUUGGAAGCAGAACUGCAACCAGAAAUAUUGUAGAUACUGGACCAAGGUAGAAUGACCUUGUAUGUUACUACACUUUGGGCAAUAUUUUCUUUGUACAUAUUAGCAAAAUAGAUUGGGUUUUAUGUUGACAUUGUUUGGUUAUAGUGCGAUAUAUUUUGUAUGCAAGCAGUUUGAAUAAAUAAAGGUGGAUCUUACUCUG
This is a messenger RNA of Salmo salar (Atlantic salmon), 4594 nucleotides long. RefSeq names its product fragile X messenger ribonucleoprotein 1 homolog A. Gene Ontology annotation, molecular function: mRNA 3'-UTR binding; translation regulator activity. Gene Ontology annotation, cellular component: nucleus; cytoplasmic stress granule; neuron projection. The record is from RefSeq and is a predicted model, not a curated record. Gene Ontology annotation, biological process: positive regulation of long-term neuronal synaptic plasticity; regulation of mRNA stability; mRNA transport. Lineage: Eukaryota; Metazoa; Chordata; Actinopteri; Salmoniformes; Salmonidae.